AUAUGUUACUGCACAUUCAAGGCAUUGCUCUAGCAUGUUUUAGCAUGGAAAGGAAAAAAUAAAUAACAUUUUAUAUUUGAUCAUAUUUGCUAAUUCAGAACUGCCCUAUUUAGUUCAAAGAAGACCACAACUGAAAGAAAUUUUACAGUUUUCCACUUUAAAUACUUGAAAUGGAGACCAUCAUUAUGCAGGGAAGCAGUAUUGGUGGCCACAUGUCCUACAAUAUAUAACACAUCAUAUUUUUAUAGGGGGUGGGCAACAUAAUUAUAAAAUCAGUAAACUAUAAUGGAAUUAUGUGAGACUUACAUUUUUCACUCACUGCUCUAUAUGGUUAUGGAAAAAAAUACAUACCAAGCAGACUCUAACCGCAAUGCAAUGGGCAUGCUUUGGCAUGGCAUGUUCUUUAUGUGAUACAAGGACACAAACUGAACACUCAAAGUUGCAAAAACAUUCACUGGCUUGUUGAAAAGUAAAUUAAUACCAUAAAUAUGCAUUUCAUUCCAACUCAUUUUACACUGUAUAUUGCAUUUAUUUGCCCUGGAUAAUGUCCAGCAGAACAUUAACCUUACAGAGUAAAAUGGGUAAUUAUGAACCUCUUGGCUCGCCAUACACAAGGUCACGUGACAAAAACACGACCGCGAACUAUUUGAUUUACAGUUGUUUUUAGUGAACGUGUCGUCGCAUAACAUGCUUACGAAAUCCUGCAAGUUUAAUUAAGCCUUUACUAAUAAAACGGUGUCUGUUUAUUGUAUUUCUCUCACUUCCCAAAGAUGCAAUGCGAAAAUAUCUCUCUAUGUUUACCUGGACAGCUAGCUUUUAGCUAACGGCAGCUAAUGUACAUCCCUUUGUGUAUUUCAGUCACCAUGGAGACGGCACAAUUAAGUUAGCAAUCCAGCUUUACCCACAAGCUAACGUUAGCCUGCUAAUUCGCAAGCAGAACACAACGCUGAGGAAUGUCGGUUAAUAUGAAACGAAUAAGCGAGUCCCAUAGGAACCCGUCCAUGCAGAGACAGAGAGCCUCCCGGAGAGUGUUAAGGACAGGUUCCCCACCGUUCGAUGACCGCAGCAGGUGUUUGACCUCAUCCUACCUGAAGUCGGCUAGCCAUUUGGAUUUGACUGGAGAGAGUGAAGAUGCAGCUAAGGAUGCACUCAGUGAUGAUGAUGAAAGGAAAUGCAUGGGAAUAAGAUACAUUACAGAAGAUCUGAUUAAGAAGUUGACUAAACAAGAUAAUUUAGCCCUUGUGCAGUCCUUGAACCUGUCCAGUAUUCAUGGAGAUAAAUACUUCAGGUACAUUGAAAACUUGGAAAAAUGUGACCGUCUUCAGGUUCUCAACCUCAGUUACAACUGCAUUGAAAAAAUUGAGAAGCUGGAGAGGCUUCAUAAAUUGCGAGAGCUGCAUCUUUCCAAUAAUAGGAUAAAGAAAAUUGAAGGCCUCGAGCAUAUGGCAUGCCUUCAGAUUCUGAAUCUGGCCAACAACAGUAUUGAACAAGUGCCUCUCUGGUUAGCAAAAAAGCUCAGAUCCCUUCAGACGCUGAACCUACAAAACAACAAGAUAUUUUCGCUGCAUGAGCUGUCCAGACUGAAGCAUCUGAAAAACCUUACCAAGCUGAUGUUAGCAGACAGUCCUGUAUCUGACCUAGCCCACUACCGCCUCUUCUUAAUUUUCCAUCUGAGGUCACUAGAGGUGCUGGAUGGAGAGAGAAUCAGCGAGCAUGAGAGAGAGCAAGCCCAUCUGCGCUUUCACACUGAGGAGGUAGAGCGUCUGGAGCAAGAGCUCGAGGAGAGAGGGGCAGAGAUAGAGCAGCUUCAGAAGGACAAGGCUGCAGCUCUGGAGGAACUGGAGCAGCAGGAAAAGCUCCAGCAAAGGCUGUGGGUGCAGAGUGAGGAGCAACAGCAACAUCAGGAAGAACUCGAAAGGGAGCUAAAUACCAAGUCUGAACUGGUGCUUACUUAAAGGGUGAUAUUGAUGCUGAAGCAAAAGACCUCAGAGCUGACCCGGGCCUGCCAGAAGCAGUAUGAGCUGGAGCAAGAGUUGGCCUUUCAUAAGAUUGAUGCUAAGUUUGAGCCAAUUCCAUUUUAUCCAAGUCAGGAACUAGAGGAGGACAUUCUGCCAAAUGAGAGUCCUUACAUUGGAAAGGCUCGUCAUAAAAGGAGCAUGCUCACACCAGACAGCAUAGAUACGGGGGACAGACAUUUAACCCCAGGGGGUUUGGCACUGACAGAAAGCCCAGGGGAGGAUGCGCCCAGGCAUGCCAUAGAGAGAGCAGAAGAGAGGUUGCAGCAGCUGCAUAAGGAGAUAGAGAACAAAGAGCAACAGAUCCUGAGAGCCAGCGAGGAGCUACGCCAGCUAGAAGAGGCAGCAUCCCAGAAAAGAAUUUCUGAGGCAGAGAAGGAACAUCUGAGGCAGCAGCUGCGUGGGAAGAUACAGGGGCUGGGGGAGCUGCGGAAAGAGGCGGAGGCCCUAGAGAAACAGCUGGAAAGGCACAGAGCUGAGUAUGGCCAGACUCAGGGGGAGCUGGAGCAGCUCCAGAGCUUACUGCAGUCGCUGGAGCCAGAAGACCCCAGACAUACUCAUGUGAAGGCUCAGGUGGCCAGUAAGAGUCAGCUGCUGGCCAUGAUGAGCAGGAAGCAUCGCGAGCUGGAGGGCCGGCUGGAUGACAUGCUUACACGCAUCACCAAGGAGACACAAGAAAUCAAAGAUUUGGAACAACAGCUCACAGAGGGUCAGAUAGCAGCUAACGAGGCAUUGAAGCAGGAUCUAGAGGGCAUAAUCUCAGGACUGCAGGAGUACCUGUAUGGGGUGAAGAACGAAGCUCGACGGGCCCAGUCUGACUGCCUGCACCUACAGAGGGAGAGAGACGCUCUGCAGCGUCUCCUACAAGACAAAGAGCAACAGCUCAGCCAACUGCAGCGAGAAGCACUGCAGAUUAGUGAAAGCACAAAAGAGGAAUUGUUGCAACACCAGGAGGAGUUGGAGGCUCUGAAGAGGGAAAAUGUGGUGCUGAGGCAGGCUCAAAGCCGGGUCAGCGCCUACGAAGCUGAACUGGAGGCUCAGCUGAGGGAGAGAGACACUGAGGCUGGCCAGCUGAAAGAAGAGUUGGGACAUCUGCAUCGGCUCAGUCAGCUGGAGCAUUCUGCGCUGCAGGCGGAGCUGCAGAAGGAAAGGCAGGCUAAAGAGAAUGCUCUGGCCCAGCUGCAGCUGGCUGCAGAGAGAGAGUUGGAGAACAAUGAGCUCCUGCAGCAGCUCAACACAGUACAGAGGGAGAAAAGAGAUCUAAUGGAGAAGGUCAGUGUCCUCCAGAAUGACUUGCAGAAGGUCAGGAGGGAGCUGUUGUGCCCUAAACAGGUGGCCAAACGUUUGGGUGAGCUAAGGAGAAGCAUAACCAAAGGACCAGGAGAACUAAGGAUGAGUGAGGAUGGAGAUCUGCUGGGUGAGAGCUUGUCUAAACUGCAGGAGGAGCUGCAUCGCACCAUCUCAGCUGCUUUCAGAGACCGUGAAGAGGCCCAACAAGGUCAGGACAGACUAGCACAUGAAGUGACUUCCCUCAGAGACAGGCUCAGGAACUACCAGCAGAAAUACCAGAAUGCACGUGAAGAGGCUGAACAGGCCAGGGCAGCAGAGAGGCGUGGGGAGGAGGCUGAGCUAAUCAGCCUGAAGGAGGAGCUGCAGGAGGCACGAGAGCAACAGUACCUGAUGAUGCAGCGUCUGCAGGAGGCUGAGAGUGAGAGAGACCGCCUCAUCACUGAACUGGAGGAGCAAGACAAGCAGAUGAAGGAUGAGGAGACUCACACCCAGGAGCAUCUGCAAUCUCUGGAUCUGGAGUUACGGGAGCUCAGAAGAUCCUUCACUGCUGCAGAUCAAAUGGCUGCCCAGCAACUAAACGCUGCUAAGGAUCAGCUCCGCUCACUCCACAGCACUGUGCAGAAAAUCAGCCAGGAGAGAGCAGAGGAUGCAGAGGAACUUAAAGAAUCAAAGAUCCAAGCUGCUCAAGCCAUGCAAGAUCUAACUAAGGCAGAGGCUGAAAUCCAGGUUCUGCAGAAAAUGCUUCAAGACAGGGCUCAUGUAAUGGAAAUGGAUAGCCCUGGUGUCCCACACUCCAGCAUGCCCCAAAAAGAGUUAGCCAGACUGAACCGAGCUUUGAAAAGACAACAGGCUCAGACCAAAAGGCUCAGAGAUCAGUUGGCGCAAGCCAACGAAGAUAACAGUGGAAACUUGGAGGAGCUGCUUGAGGAGAUAGAAGCACUAAGAGAUACUCUGCUGCAGCAGAACAACUACUUGUCUAGUUUUGUGGAUGCUCCACGCGAUAAAGGCUACUGGUACUAUGUACCACCAAACCAAAAUCCACCCAGUCUGGGUUCUCAGGGCACUUACGAUUCUGGAUUGGGCUCUCAGCAUCUACCAUCCCCAGAUAGAGGCAGGCAUUCCAGAGGCAGGCAUCGCAAAGAGACAAGACCUCCUUCCAACACAGGAUACUGGGUCUACUCCCCUUGUUCACAUGACCCACUCACUCAUGGAGGAAGAGAUCCUCCCUAUGGAGUCAGUGAUGGUGAGAGUGAAGAGGAUAAUGUUAGAGGAACUCAUUUCACUCCUCCGCCAGGCUCAGUCAUCUACACUGUGCCCCCUGAUGGCACCCACCUCCCUCCAGGCACCGUCAUCUACGCUCCCCCUCUACCAGGCGUGUCUGUCUUCCCUGGUGCAGUAUUCUACGGCCCUCCUCCUGACGGGGCCAGGCUGGUGUUUGGCCCUCCUCCUAGUGGACUGCAAAUCCCUCUGAUUCCUAAUGGGACUCUACACUGUAAUGUGCCUGGCCAUGAGGAUAUGGAGCGCUCUCUGAGAGAGGCAGAGCUUUCUUUAAGAAAGCAGCGGUCAGGCACAGCUGUCAGUGAGCGAGAGCUGCUCAGGUUAGAGGAGCAGAGAUCAGAUCUACAGCUGGAGCUUAAAGAGCUGCGGCGCACUGUGAGCCGACUGCAGCGCCACAGGAGGCUGUUGGAGAGUUCAGUAAGUCGUGCAGAGGAGGAGCAGUGUGUAAUGGGGGAGGUGGAGUGCCUAGAGAAGACUCUGGUAAAACGCAGAACUGAGCUACGAGAGGCAGAGCGCCUGCUGCUGGAGGCUGAGGCUGACCUGAAAGAUGCCAGAGCUAAGACCAAAGACACUCUGCAAAGCUGUGGUGAAGCUAAACAGCGGUUACAGGCAACAGAACAUGAGUUGGAGGAGAUUGAACUACAGACUCAAGACAGCGCCAAACAGCUAGUACACACCAAACAGCAGCUCCGGGAUCUCCAGGAAGAGAUUAAGGACCUGCACAAACAAAAGCAGGACAAGGAAAACACACUACAACAGAUAGAAAAAGUGAUUGCAGCUCAAGAUGCAGAGUUUCAAGAAGUUAACAGAAAUCUGGAGAGAACAAGGAUUAAAUUAGACACAACGCAGGAGGAGCUGAAAGAAACACAGAUCUUAGAAUCAAAACUCCUGAAAAACUGCAGAGAUGCAGAGGUCCUUUUAACCCAGCGGAAAAAUGAACUGGAACAUCUCAACACCCAGAUGCUGCUGCAGCAGGAGGAGCUAUCUCUGCUGGGCAGGAAGCUGGAGCAGUGGCAGGAGGAGGAGGCUGUAAUGAGGGAAAGUGUGGAGAAACACAGGAAGGGCCUGGUAGAGGUGCUGAGAGAGGGGGAGCAAGAAGCACACAGCCUACAGAAACGUAUUAAGGACCUGCGUGUUGAUGUGCAGGCUCUGGCUGUGCAGAAGGGAGAGCUGGACUCUCAGCUCACAGAGAGGAAGAGCAGAUUGGCUCAGUUUAAAAAGGAGGAGCAGCAAGAAGAAGAGGCCAUGCAGAAACUGCGCUCAAUCAUUAACAAACAUAAAGCAGAGCUGAAGCAUGUGUUGGAGAUGAUCCAGCUGAAGAGUGCUGAGCUAGAGGGAGUGAAGGUUCAGCACAACAAGAAAGUGGACCAACUGGAGAAGAGCCAGGAAACUCUGCUCCAGGUGCGUAUGGAGCUGCAGGUGGUGCAGCAGGAGCUGCAGGAGCAGCAGGAGAGGCAGAGGAAGCUGCAAGAGCAGUGCACUAACUUGGAGGCUCGCCGCACGCACGCUCAGAGAUGUUUGGAGGCAGCAGAGGAGGGAGCGCAGGCAGCAGAGGCAGAGCUAUUGAAGCUGCAGGCAGAGCUGGCCAAGCUGAAGCAGGAGUACAGACAUGCCAACAGCCUCAAAGAAGAGGUCAACAGAGAUACUGACACGACCCAGCGGCAACUAGAAGAGAAGACUGAAGAGUUGAAUAAGCUAAAGGAGCAGGUUGCACAUUCACAACUUCAGCUAGAGGAGAUAAGAAAGGAAGUAGAAGACGUUCAGAGAGGGCGGGAUGAUCUGGUAAAGCAGCAGCGAGAGCAGAAGGCUGAGCUGCAAAACAAGACUGAAAAGAUCCAGAGGAGACAGCAGAGAGUGGACAAACUGGAGCAGCAGCUGAAGGAUCUAGAGGUGGCGUUGGCCAAGAAGGAAGCCCAACUUGAACAACAGGAAGAGCACAUGAAGUCGCAACAGCAGCAGAGUUUAGAGCUGGAGGAGCUGCAGAGACAGCAGCAGCAGAAGCUGCAGUCUCAGCUGCAGGCACUAGAGGGAGCACUUACCCAGCGUGUGGAGAAGAUGGAGCAAGUCUCAGCUGCUGUGGAAGAACUGGAGGAGAAGAGAUGCUUUCUGCAAGCAGAUCAGCAGCACAGUGCUUUGCUACAGGACAGGGCAGCACAGCUUGAAGAGGAGUUGGCUGACAGAGAGGUCAGGCUAAGGGCCAAAACAAAGGAGGCGAGGGAGGUCAGGGAGGAUCUGGAGACCUGCCGCUCUGAGCUUCAGCGUCUUCAAGACACUCUGGCUGCAGAGAGGAGGAGCAUGGAGGCACGGCUUGUAACUGCGAAGAACCUCAGUCUAGCUGAAAAAGAGAAACUGCAGCAGGCUGAGAAGGAGCGGGAGAGAUUGCACAGGGAGCUGGUGGUGGUGGAUCAGGCAGCUCAGGAGAACCACGAGAGAGCCACAGGCCUGCAGCUGGAGCUCAACUCAACAUCUCAGGAGCUUCUUUGCCUCAAAGACAAGCUACGGCACCAAGGAGAGGGGAAGAAUCGUCUGCGAGAGAUCAGGGGUACAGUCCGCUCUCUGAGGUCAGAGGUGAGAGCAGAGUUGGACACCAGUAUGAAGGAGUUGGCGUUGCAAUCUGCUGCAUCCAACGAUGCAAACGACCACAAGGAGAACCAUGUCUUGUCACCAUUAGCUGUGAGGAAGUCCACCUACAAUACCAAAGACGAGCAGUGGCGGGGAGAAGCACAGAGAGAGCAACUGAGGCAGCGUGAAGAUCAUCUGAAGGCUCAGCUGCGCAGGUCGAUGUUCUCUCAGCAGGAGGUGCUGAGUCUGCGCAGGCAGCAGACAGAGGGCAGCAUCCAGGGACUACGCAGACGGGUAGACAAGCUGGACCAGCUACUGGGCAAAUCCAGCCAUGAGUCCCCAUAUCUAAGUGACUCUGAAAUCUCUGCUAAGUAGAGCUCUGUAAGUGAGGACUGGAGAAGAGCUGGCAACACCAGAGAAGAUCGUUCUUAUAGUCCUAUUAGACUGGACCCCUCUGUCCCUGAGAAAGACUAAGCACACCUCCUGAGCCAAGUACACUAAAGCCAUUCCUGUUCAAAAAGGAAAAUUUCUCUUUCUCUGAAGUUCUGAAGCCAAGUACCUCUCAACUUUCAGAGGAGAUUCUCCUAUGCACUUU
This is a messenger RNA of Colossoma macropomum (tambaqui), 7740 nucleotides long. RefSeq names its product centriolin (gene cntrl). The record is from RefSeq and is a predicted model, not a curated record. Lineage: Eukaryota; Metazoa; Chordata; Actinopteri; Characiformes; Serrasalmidae. The transcript has 44 exons. Gene Ontology annotation, molecular function: protein binding.